Messenger RNA from Lobosporangium transversale, 2042 nucleotides. RefSeq lists its product as hypothetical. NCBI's taxonomy places the organism in Eukaryota, Fungi, Mortierellomycota, Mortierellomycetes, Mortierellales, Mortierellaceae. Gene Ontology annotation, cellular component: cytoplasm. The record is from RefSeq and is a predicted model, not a curated record. Bases 131 to 1804 code for a protein of 557 amino acids. The transcript is spliced from 3 exons.
GCUUGAGAGUUCGAACAGUGAGCUAAUAGUGAUAUCUAUUCUAUUUUUGACAUCUUUAUAUCUAUAAUUGCUAAACAAUCACAAACAGCAUGAUAAUACUCUGAGACUGCUUCAAGAACAGGAGGAGCGAAUGAGGAAAGAGCUCGCAGAACUAACGAUGAUGCCUGAACCCCAACGUAAGCCUAUCUCAUCCGAUGUUCAGCAGGUUCUGAACGAGAUGGAAGAGCUGCGCAAGCAGUUUAGCAUUGCCAAGACAGAACAUCAAAAACAACUAGAGGACAUGGCGACACAACGUGAAAAGGAGAUUGCAGAACUCAAGGAGAAGCAUGAUGCGCUUUUAUCGGCUAUGAUUGAGGAACGAGAUUCCAUUGCUGAUUCCUUGAAGUCAUUGAAAGCAUCAGGCGAGUUGACUGAACGCGAAAAGGAUGCUAAGAUCAAGGAGCUUGAAGAACAAAUCGAAAAAUCUCUCAAAGAGCAUGCCGAGGUCCUUUUGAAGCAUGCGGAUGCACUUGAGGUCCUUCGUGCGGACAUGGAAGCAGCCUGGACAGCUAAAUAUGACUCCAAGGUUCAGGAACUGACAAAAGUGCAUGCAGAGGAGUUAAAAGACCUGGAAGAGAAGAGGCAGGUAUCUAAGGAUGCAGAAAUCCAGGAGCUAAAAGACUCAUUUUCACAACAGAUUAAGGCCUUGGAAGAGGAGCAAGAGAAGCGAAUCACAGACUUGAAUACGAAACACGCAUCGCAGAUCCAAGACUGGAAGGACAAGCUGUCUCAUCAGGCGGACGCCAGUGACGAGUUGAUUGGGAAGCUCAAGAGUGAACUGAAGUCUGCGAAGGCAGCCAAAGAAGAAGUGGAGGCAGAGCUGAAUCGAGUCAAUGAACAAACUCAAGAGCAGUUGAACCAAGUCCGUGCAGAGAUGGAGGAGAUUCGCAAACUUUUGGCCGCCAAGGAAGCUGAGACUGCAGAGCUUCAGAAGCGUGUUGAUGAAUUGACAGAUGAUUUGGAAAAUGCUUCUAUCAGCGCCAUGCUCAAGAACACAAAGAGAUACAAAGUGAAGCAGGUGCAGAUUUAUGGCUCUAGCGUCAGUGGUAACUUGAAGGUCAAGCGAGCACAACAAUCCAUCAGUGACACUCUUGAGCAGCUCGAUAUUGAGUUCGAAUUCGUGGAUGUCUCUGUGGAUGAGGAUGCGAAAUGGUAUAUGCGCCGCAAGAAUGGAGGCGAGAAACAACUGCCUCAGAUUUUCUCCGGAGGAGAGUACAGAGGUAUCUUUGAAGACUUUGAGUAUGCGAUCGAAACUCAUCAGCUAACUCAAUUCUUGGGCUUUGAUCGAAUCCGAGGAUUUGUCCCACGUAACAAGAUGGGCGUUGAUUCCCAUAAUGGCAAUGGUGUGAAAUCUACAACUCAAGCUCAAGAUGGUGAAGAUGCAGAGCAAGGUGCUGGAUUUCCUUCAGUUGUAGUAAACGGUAUGGGCCAUAGAUCUUCGAUCUCCGCAGGAAACAACAAGGAUGUUGCAACGUCCAUGUAUCUGUUAUCUCCUGCUUCAAAUCGAUUCCACUCGACUGCAUCCUUGGCUUCAGUCACAUCUACUACCUCCACUACCUCGUCACGUAGCAAUGGCAGCUUGAAAGCCGGCUUCGUCCAGAACGCAAGCCAAGUCUGGGAUGGAGCCUUGAAGAACGAUAUUACACACGUGAAGCACAACUUAGGGUUUGCAAACCCUGUGAUUCCUGAUGAUGAAGAGUUGGAAGAAUUAUUUGAACAAGGUGCUGUGACCGAAGAAGAGCUACAAGCUCUCUUGAACAUGUAAAAAGAAAGAUAGUUAUAUAUACCCCCCUUUACUUUCAUCACAUCCUCAUAUCAAAGGAUUAUCGACUUUGAAGAAAAGAACGAAUAAAAGUAAAAGCAUGUAUCUUAUUCAUCACACCAUACUUAAUUGCUCACAAAAAAAGCCACGUCUCCAGUCUUCAAGAGUCCGGUCAAAAUUCCAUUCGUUACAUUUAUUGCAUUUUUCUUCCAUCAAACCAGGGAACGGACAUUAUAAGGAC